UUCAGAUGAAUGCUUGACUUGUUUUUGAACAUAUAGUUUUGUUGAUAACAAUUCCUCAAUAUCAAGUCACUUUCACUGAUAAUGGAAACCAUUGAUCUCUGAAAUCAAAGCGAACUUUCUUAUCACAUUUUGGCAUUGUGAUAACAAUUUUCUUAUCGCAUAAAACUUUUGUUAUAUUUAUUAUCUUAUCAAUAAAAUUUAUCAACCCCAAAGCUUAAAACAUAUUUUUUAUCAAUACAUGUUUACCUUUUCACCCCCUGGGAAGUUGGUGCAAUAUUUGUAAACAAACUGACGAAGUUCAAGGAAAAUAUCUGUUUACAUUACUACAAGACGAUUAUUUGAAAAGAUGCAGUGAAUGAAAAAAAGAACGCUGGGAGAAUGUAUAUUAACCCACUACAAUACCAAAAGAAUCAUAUUCAAUUGUUAAAUUGCAUAUUUACAGCAACCAAUCUACAAUAGAAAAGCUUAUUUAUAUAAUACAAUCAACCGCUGUCAAAUUCAAGAAUAUUUACUUUCGUAUACCAACAACCAAUACGAUGAUGAUCAAUGACAUAUCCUCAACUUGUGAAUAUCAUCGACCUUCCAGUGCGGAUAGUGGGAUAUCAGAACCUUCUGAGAUUCCUAGGCCUUCUCCAACGAGUGAUUCUCCACUUUUUGUCAGCCCAAUACGACCAAACAAGUAUCAGCUGCCUAUGCAACCCCAACAGUACAACAACGAAAGAGAAGGAUACCCAUAUCCGUUAGCUGUAUCAACCCCAGCUCCAGCACACCUUGGAAGAGGCCGAAGCAAUUCGAACCAAAGGUUUCAUCCGUAUGGAAAUAGAAACAGUGCGGCAACUAUGAAACCCGUAGACGAAAUCAAACAACAUACCGCAACUCUUGCUAAAAUACCAGAAGUCGCAGGCACUAACAAAAAAGACACCUGUGAUGUCAAACCUCCGUAUUCGUAUAUUGCAUUGAUCACUAUGGCAAUUGUUCAGUCACCAGGAAAACAAUUAACUUUGGGAGAAAUUUGUCAAUUUAUUAUGAAACGUUUUUCAUACUACCAAAAACGUUUUCCUGCUUGGCAAAAUUCCAUCAGACAUAAUUUAUCGCUGAACGAUUGUUUUAUCAAAGUUCCCAGAAAAUCAGGUAUGACUGGGAAAGGAAAUUUUUGGACAAUUGACCCAGCAGCAGAAGAUAUGUUUGAAAACGGUUCUUUUUUAAGAAGACGAAAAAGAUUUAAACGCACAGAAAGUAAAGUUCAACAAGCUGAAUCUAAUUCAGAAAGUCAGUAUGAACAACAAAAUCCAAACAAUGAAAACUUAUAUGAAACAGCGAAGCAGGUUUACCAGAAGCCAAUAUCAAACCAAUUUCAAAACUAUUAUCCGGCGUACCGUCAACCGACUUUCACGUCAUACCAUGUUCCGCAAUAUCCUAGUCCUAGUCUACAACACGACAGUAACCAGUAUGCUUCUCUGCAAUACCAGCGUCAAUUGGCAAUAGCACAUCAACGUUAUGCUGCUAUGGUGUCACAGGAAACUGUCUCACAAGUCCGCACGGGACCGAUGUUUUCCGCACAAUCACACCCACGUCGACACAGUACGUUUUCAAUCGAUUCGAUCAUUGGAACUCAAGGAACCCAACUAGUAUAUCCCACACAAAUAACCCCACAAUGCAACACCAUUGUAGAUUUUUCAAGUCAAAAUAUUGCCUUUGCUCAUCAUACUGGUAUACACGCUUACCAAUGUCUCUGAUGCAAUAUUAUUUCUCUUUGUCUGUAUUUUUUAAUUUUAUAAAUAGUUUUUAUAAAUAUAAAUAAAUGUGUAGAUU
Molecule: messenger RNA, 1812 nt
Organism: Styela clava
Lineage: Eukaryota; Metazoa; Chordata; Ascidiacea; Stolidobranchia; Styelidae
Biological process (GO): cell differentiation; anatomical structure morphogenesis; regulation of transcription by RNA polymerase II
Molecular function (GO): RNA polymerase II cis-regulatory region sequence-specific DNA binding; DNA-binding transcription factor activity, RNA polymerase II-specific
Source: RefSeq, a predicted model, not a curated record